Messenger RNA from Neogale vison (American mink), 1361 nucleotides. RefSeq names its product rhomboid like 1 (gene RHBDL1). Gene Ontology annotation, molecular function: serine-type endopeptidase activity. Bases 56 to 1123 code for a protein of 355 amino acids. Gene Ontology annotation, cellular component: membrane. NCBI's taxonomy places the organism in Eukaryota, Metazoa, Chordata, Mammalia, Carnivora, Mustelidae. The record is from RefSeq and is a predicted model, not a curated record. The transcript is spliced from 8 exons.
AGCAGCCCCUUCCGGCCGCGGCCGCCGACCCCGGCCCCCGGCCCCGCCUGGCUCUAUGGACAGGAGCUCGCUGCUGCAGCUUAUCCAGGAGCAGCAGCUGGACCCUGAGCACACAGGUUUCAUCGGUGCGGACACCUUCACCGGCCUGGUGCACAGCCAUGAGCUGCCCCUGGACCCGGCCAAGCUGGACAUGCUGGUGGCCUUGGCCCAGAGCAACGAACGGGGCCAAGUCUGCUACCAGGAGCUGGUGGACCUGAUCAGCAGUAAGCGCUCAAGCAGCUUUAAGCGGGCGAUCGCCAACGGACAGAGGGCACUGCCGCGGGACGGGCUGCUGGAGGAGCCAGGCCUGGGUGUCUACAAGCGGUUUGUGCGCUACGUGGCCUAUGAGAUCCUGCCCCGAGAGGUGGACCGCCACUGGUACUUCUACCGGCACCGCAGCUGCCCACCCCCCGUGUUCAUGGCCUCAGUCACUCUUGCCCAGAUCAUCGUGUUCCUGUGCUACGGGGCCCGCCUCAACAAGUGGGUGCUGCAGACCUACCACCCCGAGUACAUGAAGAGCCCCCUCGUGUACCACCCUGGCCACCGCGCUCGAGCCUGGCGCUUCCUCACUUACAUGUUCAUGCACGUUGGCCUGGAGCAACUAGGGUUCAACGCGCUCCUGCAGCUCAUGAUCGGGGUGCCCCUGGAGAUGGUGCACGGUCUGCUCCGCAUCAGCCUGCUCUACCUGGCCGGCGUGCUGGCAGGCUCCCUGACUGUCUCCAUUACCGACAUGCGGGCCCCUGUGGUGGGGGGCUCUGGUGGGGUCUACGCCCUGUGCUCGGCACACCUGGCCAACGUCGUCAUGAACUGGGCUGGGAUGAGGUGUCCCUACAAGCUGCUGAGGAUGGUGCUGGCCUUGGUGUGCACUAUGAGGAACGCCUGCGGGACCAGUGCGGCUGGUGGGUGGUGCUGCUGGCCUAUGGCACGUUCCUGCUCUUUGCCAUCUUCUGGAACGUCUUCGCCUACGACCUGCUGGGCGCCCACAUCCCUCCACCACCCUGAUGGGCUCCCCAGGGCUGCACAGGCCAGGGCACAGGCGUAUGUGGGCUGGCCAUCAGGCGAGCCUGCAUGUCUCCCUCUGUGAAUGUACAUCUCGAGACUGCUUCUCCUCUGUGGGGGCAGGUGUCCCCAGUAGCCCACUAAGUUCAGGCCAAGCCUUACACCAGCCCUGGCCACCCCCUCCCAGGCCUGGGGAGGUAGGACUGCCUAGCCAGGCAGUGGAGGUCCCCAGGUGUGGCCCCAGUGGAGACCCUGCCCCGGCCUCUCCCCCAUGAUUUGCAGUCUGAGCCUUUUUGGAGAAUGAAUAAAUAUUUUACACAGCA